This is a messenger RNA of Magnolia sinica, 1039 nucleotides long. Its product is annotated as BURP domain protein RD22-like. The record is from RefSeq and is a predicted model, not a curated record. NCBI's taxonomy places the organism in Eukaryota, Viridiplantae, Streptophyta, Magnoliopsida, Magnoliales, Magnoliaceae. The transcript has 3 exons. Bases 6 to 950 code for a protein of 314 amino acids.
GCGUAAUGAGUAACUCGCUCACAGCGGCUGCAGUUGGAAGCCAUGCGACGUCACCAUCCGAGGCUUAUUGGCAGAAGGUGCUGCCAAACACUCCAAUGCCAAGUGCUAUACGAGAUUUCUUCAACCUGGAUUUAAUCAACGAGAAGACAGGCACCACCAUUGACGUAGGGAAGGUCAAACCCAAGGGUGGAGUCAAUGUGAACACAAGCCACAAGGGAAAGGCGCUGAUCAUCCUUGCCGCCAAACCCUUUUACUACUACCGUCCUCAAGGCUUUACAGAUGCAGCUGCUCAGCUCCGUGAUCAAAAUGUCACACCCUACUUCUUUAAGAAGGACUUGCACACAGGUGCUAAGAUGAACUUAAUCUUCCCCCAGGCCAUUACUGGGUCCACACUCCCUCGUGGGUCACUAAGCGGCCCGCCGCUUGAUGGAAAAAAGCUUCCUGAGAUCCUAAACAAAUUCUCCAUCGAACCCAAAUCGCCAGAAGCUAAAGAGCUCAAGGAAACCCUCCAAGCAUGCACCGAGCCCGCAAUCAAGGGUGAAGACAGAUAUUGCACGACGUCAAUAGAAUCCAUGAUCGACUUUACAGUAUCGAAGAUCGGAACAGAUGUCCAGGUGUUGGUGACGACCGUGGAAAAGGACACAUCGAUCCAAGUGUACACCAUUGCACAAGGGGUUCAGAAGAUAAGUAGCCCAAAGUCAGUAGCUUGCCACCCCCAAAUAUAUGUGUACCCGGUGUAUUACUGCCAUGAGACGCUCGCCACGAGUGCUUACGUUGUCCCGUUGGUUGGGACGGACGGUUCAAAGGUCAAGGCAGUUGCAUUGUGUCACGAGGACACUUCGUCAUGGAACCCCAAACACAUGUCAUUCCAACUACUGAAGGUGAAACCAGGGUCUGUUCCUAUCUGUCAUUUCCUCCCUCAGGAUAACAUAGUUUGGGUCCAAAAAUAACAAGUCCUUUUUCAAUCUAGGAUUACAUAUACCUUUAGGUUGAAUAUGUAGUUGGUGAAUGUUGUGGUUUAUAUCAUGCUUUGUGUGCU